GUCAUUAAUGUCCACGAGAAUCUCCUGCUUUUCACGGAAAAAAAGUCUGCAUUUUUUUCACCAUAUAUUCCAUCUCCCUGUUUAUGCCCCAAGAUCAGAGCGGGACGAUGAUGAAGUUUGUGGCUUUUUUGAUGUCUCUCCUUCAUUCUUGUUAUUUGGCGAAUGGGAUUCUUGACCCGGUCGAUUUCUUGGCUCUGCAAGCGAUUCGGAAGAGCUUGGUUGAUUUGCCGGGCUCCCAUUUUUUCGAUUCUUGGGAUUUUACUUCCGACCCCUGCAGUUUCGCCGGAGUUCACUGCGCCGGCGGGGAUAGGGUCAUUGCGUUGAAUCUUGGUGACCCGAAGGCGGAUUCUCCGGGUUUGACGGGUCAUCUUCACCCGGAUAUUGCUGAGUUGUCUGGUCUCACUGAGUUUACGGUGGUUCCCGGAAAGAUAUACGGUCCGUUGCCGGAGAGUCUCUCGGCGUUGAAACAUCUCCGGUUUCUCGGCAUCAGCAGGAAUUUCAUCUCAGGGGAAAUUCCGGCGUGUCUUGGUCAGCUCAAGGAACUGCGAACCCUAGAUCUCGGCUUCAACCAGCUCUCCGGAGCUAUCCCUUCUGCCGUCGCGGCGCUGCCGGCGUUGUCCACCGUCAUUCUCAAUCACAACCGUCUCUCCGGUUCGGUCCCGGUUUUCGUCUCCGGGAGCCUAACCCGGUUCGACGUCAGGCAUAACGACCUUUCCGGCACGCUACCGCCGGAUGCUUUCCCUCAGUCGCUUCAAUUCCUGUCAUUGUCGUGGAACCGGCUGAGUGGACCGGUGGACCGGAUACUGACAGGAUUAACCAACUUGAACUAUCUCGACCUAAGCAUGAACCGUUUCAACGGCGGCAUUCCGGGCAGCAUUUUCAAUUUCCCAAUAACAAAUCUCCAGCUCCAGAGAAACAAUUUCUCCGGGAGGGUCACGCCGGCGGGUCAUGUGACAAUCCCCACCGUGGAUCUCAGCUACAACCAUCUCUACGGAGAAAUAUCUCCCCUGUUCUCAACCGUACAGAACUUAUACAUUAACAAUAACCGGUUCACCGGCGAAGUUCCCGUCGUCUUCGUGGACCGGCUUCUUUCGGCCAGCAUUCAGCUUCUUUACUUGCAGCAUAACUUCUUGACCGGAAUCCAGAUAAACCCGGCUGCGGAUAUUCCGGCGACAACAUCUCUUUGUCUGCUGUACAACUGUAUGGUGCCGCCGAUAGAAACCACUUGCCCGGAGAAAGCGGGGAAGCAGAAGUCGAGGCCCACGAAUCAGUGCACCCUGUGGGAGGGCGAAACAGGGAAUUGAGAGGGCAAGGAGAAGGGUAGAAUUGGAAUAUCAAUAUUUUUUGUGGAGGAAAAUUGGGAGAAUUCUUAUGCUAAAUACUCACUCC
Cuscuta campestris is the source of this 1389-nucleotide messenger RNA. Lineage: Eukaryota; Viridiplantae; Streptophyta; Magnoliopsida; Solanales; Convolvulaceae. The record is from the annotation of a GenBank genome assembly.